Messenger RNA from Alosa sapidissima (American shad), 4221 nucleotides. It is a transcript of the gene thnsl2, whose product is annotated as threonine synthase-like 2. Gene Ontology annotation, molecular function: pyridoxal phosphate binding. Gene Ontology annotation, biological process: 2-oxobutyrate biosynthetic process; dephosphorylation. The transcript has 9 exons. The record is from RefSeq and is a predicted model, not a curated record. The coding region runs from base 106 to 1575 and encodes 489 amino acids. NCBI's taxonomy places the organism in Eukaryota, Metazoa, Chordata, Actinopteri, Clupeiformes, Clupeidae.
UCCUUUUUUUGGAUCCAUACACUUUGGUUCCCGUCUUCUACCUGUAUUGUUGUCUCCUGCCCCCAAUUUGCAGUGACACUGACUUUCAGAGCGUCCUGCGGAAAGAUGCGCUACUGCAGCACCCGAGGAGGAACGCAGGGAUGGGACUUCAGACAAGUGCUGUUCUCCGGCUACGCUCCUGAUGGGGGCAUGUUCAUGCCCGAGACGGUGCCCACACUGACCGCCGAGAGGCUGCGCUCCUGGGUUCCCCUGUCCUACCCCGAGCUGGUCUGCGAGGUCCUCUCCCUCUUCAUUCCGCAGCAGCUGAUCCCGAGGACAGACCUACAGGGCCUUAUUUCAGAUGCGCUGUCUAAGUUUGCGGUGCCUGGGGCGGUCAGCAUAGCCAAGCUGAAGGACGGUCUGGACGUCCUGGAGCUUUUCCAUGGGGAGACGCUGGCCUUCAAAGACCUGGCCAUGACUUGCACUGUCCGGCUCCUGGAGUACUUCCUACAGAAGGAGAGCAGAAGGGCCACUGUCCUCGUGGGCACCUCAGGGGACACGGGCAGCUCUGCGAUCUGCAGCGCUCGUGGCCUGCAGGGAGUGGACAUGGUGGUGGUGUUUCCCCGCGGCCGCAUCACCCCCGUGCAGGAAAGGCAGAUGACCACCCACCUGGAGGACAACGUCCACGUGCUGGCAGCGGACGGUACCUCAGACGACAUUGACGUUCCGCUACGUCGGCUGUUUGCUGACCAGCACCUGGUGCAGCUGUACGGGCUGAUGAGCCUGAACUCGGUCAACAUGGCGCGCAUCCUGGUCCAGCUCGCCCACUUCCUGUACGCGUACCUGCAGCUCAGCGGCGUGGACAAGACCCGCGCAGGUGACGCCAUGCCCAGCCUGGAGGUGGUGGUGCCCACGGGUGGGGCUGGUAACAUCGCAGCUGGAUGUAUUGUAAAACAGAUGUUGGUGCCGAUACAACUCGUUGCCAUGGUGAACUCUAAUGACAUUGUGUGUCGUGCCGUCCAGAAGGGUGAUUUCUCCAUGGCAACCAGUGUCAAGCAGACCAUGGCCCCGGCCAUAGACAUCCAGGAUCCUUACAACAUGGAGCGUGUGUUGUGGCUUCUGUCAGGGAAAAAUGGACCACUGGUGAAAGAGAUGUUUGAAGAGUUCCAGAGAUCUCACCACCUCCCCCUAACAGAGCAACUCCAUAAGGAGCUGAGCGUGGCCAUGUGUUCGGGGAGUGUUUCAGAUGAGGGCAUAGUGGAGGCCAUGCGGCGCUGUUGGGAGGAGAAUCGCUACCUGGUGUGUCCACACACCGCCGUCGCCAUCUGGCACCACUACCACUCUCCGCCAUCCGGGGGGGUAAACAGGUGCUACAUCGCCACGGCGUCCCCAGCAAAGUUCCAGGCUGCGGUGGAGAAGGCCGGGCUGCCCCUGGAGCUGCCGGAGGAGGUGAGGGCGCUGGAGUCCAAGCCCACCCGCUACACACACCUGCAGCAGGGGGAGGACUGGGAGGCCCGACUCAGGGAGCGCAUCCAGGCCAUCGCCUCGGCCCGGGCCCGCGGGUCACUCUUCUACCCAGCCGAGGAGAGACCAUAGAUAUGAAUACCUGGGAUGUCGAUACCUAUGGGAUGUCGAUACCUAUGGGAUGUUGAUACCUAUGGGAUGUCGAUACCUAUGAGAUGUUGAUGCCUAUGGGAUAUGAAUACCUAUGGGAUAUGAAUACCUAUGGGAGAGUCACUGAUCUGAACCAGGCAGGAAAGAGCAACCUGUCUGGGGCGGCCAUCUUAGAUGAAGGAUUUGGACUUUCAGUAGCACUUUUAUUCAGAAUGAAAUGAAGGGAAAAAAUCAGGCAAUUAUUUUUUUUAAUACCAUAUUUCAUGCACAGCGGUAAUUAAAAGUGUAUCAUAAAAUAAUGAUGCUUAAUAUGUUAAAUAAGAGGAAGGAAUGGCAAAUGAUAGGUUUGCAGAUGUGUAGGCAUGUACAAGGAAUUAAGAUUUUGAGGCGUUUAACUGAAGGCAGGGCUGUCUCAAACCCUUAGGGAUUGGAUGUUGUAGUGUUGGUCUACGCCCCAAACCCUCAGGGAUUGGAUGUUCAGGGUUCCCACGGGUCCUUGAAAUCCUUGAAAGUUUGUGAAUCUGAAUAAAAAAAUUCAAGGCCCUUGAAAGUUUUUGAAAAUAGACAUAAAUAAAUGGAGGUCCUUGAAAGUCCUUGAAUUUCUUUUUGAGGAAAAAAAUCCAUACAAUUCCGUCCGCUUAUUAACAUGUUUCCAUUAUUUCGCCACCACUUCUUUUGAUAUCCUACAGUAUGCGUAUGCCUGAUUUACGUUGGUUAGAACUACACCGCUAGCGUGAUUUCUGCGUGUUUGCCGCAUGUAGUGUUUGUUGCCCAAAUAUUUAAUGUAACAUAUUGAUGAAUAAACCAACAGGUUCAUGGUAACGAGUUUAUUUCAGCUCAGUUUUAUGCAAAAUACAAACAUGAACAAUAGAAUAAGCCUACCAUCUGUCAUAUGACCAAAAAUAAAAGAAAACUGUGACGAGAUAUCCUUGGUCUGUUGAGGUAACAUGAUUUAACCAUGCCCGCGCUUGAAAUUUAUCGACACAUUAGGUCCUUGAAUUUGAGGAUUUUGGGCCUGGGAAGUCCUUGAAAGGUCCUUGAAUUUGAUCUUAACUAAGGUGUGGGAAACCUGAUGUUGUAGUGUUGGUCUACGCCCCAAACCCUCAGGGAUUGGAUGUUGUAGUGUUGGUCUACGCCCCAAACCCUCAGGGAUUGGAUGUUUGGCACUGCAAGCGAAGUAGUAACUUGGCCCUCUCUCUAGUAUUCCAUUUGCCCGUUCACGCGACGGGUCCGCUAGAUCAAGGGCCAUCCGAAACCAACUCCUGUUUAGUGGUCGUGUCUUAUAAACCCUCCAACACCAAGUGAACACUGAUGCCCCAGCACGUCACAAACACUUUAUACAAACGUGAGUACACCUGUAAACAAAUCCAUGCAUAGCACACCUGUAAACAAAUCCCUGCAUAGGUUGCGUCAGAACCUGUUUCCACUAGGCAGGGUGAAGUUCAUCCCAAAGCUGAGUGCGAUAUUAUAUAUCCCACACGCCAGUGAGUGGGAGUGUGUGUUCUUAGAUGACAUGCAGGUCAUCUGAUUGUGUAUCUCCCUGUUUCAGGUGUGUGUGUGUGUGUGUGUGUGUGUGUGUCAUGUGAUUGUGUACCUCCCAGUAUCAGCAGUGCCCUUUGCCUCUGUAUCACUAUAUAACUUUAUGUUUUUAUGGGUGCCAGUGAACCCUGGGAAGCAGUGUGUGUGUGUGUGUCAAGCUGUGCGCAUGGCAAUCUGCAAUGAAAAUCACACUCUCAAAUAUCACACACAGUGACCGUGAUUUCAGCACACGUCCAUGUGUUCUAAAGAGGACUGUCUUUUUUUUUAUGUUCUUUAUGGACCCUAGGAAGCUGUGUGUGUGUGUCCUUUAUGGACCCUAGGAAGCUGUGUGUGUGUGUCCUUUAUGGACCCUAGGAAGCUGUGUGUGUGUGUGUGUGUGUGUGUGUGUGUCCUUUAUGGAUGAGGUACUGGGCUCUUCAUUCACCACAACUUUCCUGUUGAACAUCCGUUACAUCAUCAGUUGGUUUAUCUUGAAAAAUCAAUCAUUACAUGCAAAGACAGUCAGUGAUAAUUAUGAUCUACAAGCCUUAUUUUCGUUCACAUGACUAGUAUUCCCGUAGGCUGGUAAUGUUAAACACUUUGGAUGGUUGCUACUCUAAUUACUAUUUGAUGAGGCAUUACGUAAACAACUGUGUUACCAUGAUAAAGAUCUGAGACCUGAUCUGAUGAUGACUUCUAUGUGCAUCAGAUUAGAUUUGCUAUCUGUACACAACUCUGAAUAUGCACAGAUUUGAGUUUUGUCUAUGAAGGUAUUAUAAUACAACUUGCAUAAAUCAGAUAUACUCGGGAAUACACUUUUUUCAGAACUUGCAACACAUUAAUUUGGGCUUAUCUAUAUUUUAUUGUUUUAUGCUGUUUCUGAUUUCUGAAGGUUUUUUCACUCAUCAGUGUUCAUCCAACUCUGACUUACAUUGGAUAAGUAUUUAAGUCAUUAUGUUAAAGGUUUGUUAUGCUUUAGCUGAACACUUUAAGUUGUAUUUUGCUUACUUUUUGCAAAAAAUGCUGAUAAAAUGUGAAGCUUGAUUUAUGCAGUCGGGUGAAGACUUGUCUCACUAUCAGUCAUGCCAUUAAACAUUGCAAUCUAAUAAA